Molecule: messenger RNA, 702 nt
Organism: Malassezia vespertilionis
Lineage: Eukaryota; Fungi; Basidiomycota; Malasseziomycetes; Malasseziales; Malasseziaceae
Exons: 1
Coding region: 1-702 (233 amino acids)
Source: RefSeq, a predicted model, not a curated record
AUGUCUGCUGAAUACGGUGAAUUGAAACCCGCUCCUGCGAUUAUCGGCAAUGAUUUGUCGAGCUUUCUUCGUAGUGGGAAUGCGACGAACAAUGCGGGCGCUUACGACUCGAGUAUGAACAUGGGUGUGACUGGCUCGGACACCGCCGCAAACCGCUCGGAUGUUGGCGCAACCCAGUCGAUCGCCAACCCGACCAGCGAUGUCACUGCGCAGAAGGAUACUAUUUCUUCUGCGCCUGUUGGCACCGGUGCGGGUGCAGGUGUGGGUGCGGGUGCCGCAUCUGGCUACGAUGCCGCUGCGUUCCAGCCGACGUCGGAACAGCCCUGGUCUGUUCGUGGCCCGCCCCAGAGCGUUGGUGAAGACACUACUGUUGCUCCCGAUGCUGCUGGUACUGGCUCCGGUGCUGCUGGUACUGGCUCUGGUGCUGCUGCUACUGGCUCUGGUGCUACUGGCACCGAUGCUAUCGGUGCUGGUGCGGGCUCUGCUGGCGCUAUCAGUGCUGGUGGUCUUGGUGCUGGCAAGGCCGAGGGCCCUGCUGCGCUCAAGAACAGCGUCAACGAUGCCAAAAAGGCAGGCACUGGAGCCACGAACACUGGCAAGGACCCGGUCAAGGCUGCCGCUGAUAAGCAAAAGAAGCUCGGCUUUUUCAGCAAGAUCAAGAAAUCACUGCACAUUGGCAAGGAAGGCAAGAUUAGCAAGUAA